UACAUCACUGUCCCAGUUUGUCUGUUUGCUUCAUUUUUUACAUUUUAGCUUUUGAAGACCAUUUUAUUCUUGCUUGCUCUCUGGUUUCCUGGAAGCUCCAAAUCUCCGCCGGUGAGACAGAAAACUCGACUGUGUUUUGGACCAUGGGAGGUUAUUAUGGGCUGGCAGUUCUGGUGGGCGUGUCCUUGCUUCUGACGACCGGCCAAUGUGACGUGAGCUGUAGCGGGUUGGACGGCCGGCCGGGAGAGAGAGGAGCUCCAGGCAGAGAUGGACAUCCUGGAGCAAAGGGAGAGAAAGGAGAGCCAGUUGUGAUGGCUGAAGGUCCGGAGGAUCCAGGCGUCCUGCUGAGGCUGAAGGGGGAGAUGGGGAGUCGUGGCUCGCAAGGUGUCAUGGGUCCUAAAGGUUACCGUGGAGCUCUGGGAGCAGCAGGCUCCCCUGGGACGGCUGGUCGCCCUGGCCCCAACGGGAAGAGCAUCGGCCACGGAGGACAGCAUUCCCCUCUGCAGGCCCGUUCAGCCUUCUCCGUGAUCAGGACUGAUAGAAGUUAUCCUCGCGUUGGCCAGGUGGUAACCUUCCAGAAUACUGUGGUCAACACACCUGCGGACUUCAACGCAGCCACAGGUCACUUCACCUGCAGAGUAUCUGGGGUGUAUUACUUCACCUUCCACUCUGUGGCCAAGGUCAGCGUGUGUCUCUCUAUCGCCAGUGAUGCUCUGCUGGACAAGUUGGGAUUCUGUGAUUACAACAAGAACAGUGAUCAGGUGCUGUCGGGCGGCGCGGUCUUACAGCUGACAGCCGGACAGAAGGUUUGGCUUGAGUCCUUUAGGGACCAGCAGAGACCAUCUGAACUAACAGACAGCCAAGACAAACAGAUCAUCUUCAGCGGCUUCCUGCUCUUCGCAAACACAGAAUGAAGUUCAGUCGUACACUCAAUCAUUUUCCUACAACAUGGAGUCUGAAAACUUUAUGAAUUUAACAUGUAAAAGUUUUUUUUCAGAGGGCAAAUUCACCAUAACACAGUAUCACAGUACAGUUAUAUGUGUGGCUUUUUUGAUUUUGUCUGUACGUGCUAUUAAAACACAAUUAAAGUUAA
This is a messenger RNA of Perca flavescens (yellow perch), 1093 nucleotides long. Its product is annotated as complement C1q subcomponent subunit C. Gene Ontology annotation, molecular function: protein binding. NCBI's taxonomy places the organism in Eukaryota, Metazoa, Chordata, Actinopteri, Perciformes, Percidae. The record is from RefSeq and is a predicted model, not a curated record. The transcript has 8 exons. Bases 144 to 914 code for a protein of 256 amino acids.